UCUUCCUCUACACACACGCAGCGGAACUCGUAGCAUUAAGCCCAAGGCGUUGCCCCUCAGAAGACAACAUGAAGUACACUGUGUUUCUUAUGGCUGCAUUUCUUAGCUGUGCUUUUGGGAUAGACACCGUCCCUUCUUUAAAUGUGACAAAAUAUCUUGGACGUUGGUAUCAGAUGUAUGCUGACCCCGCAGUUAUGGAAACUUCUGAGCGAAACGCAGUUUGCGUGACAGCGGAUUAUUCACUCCGGAAAGAUGGAAAAAUUGGAGUUUUGAACAGAGGGAGACUCUAUACACCGACAGGAGAGGAAAGCAGUAUCACUGGUUACGCCUACAUGACCGACCCUAAAGAACCAGGAAAGCUCACACUCCAUCUGGACGGCGUACCUUUCCUCGGUUCAUACUGGGUGGUGAAACUAGGACCCCCUACUUUUGGUGUAGAAGGUCUUUACCAGUACUCUGUUGUCACAGAUAGCACGCAGAUUAUGCUGUUUGUGUUGACGAGAGAUGUAGAAACAUUUAGAAACCAAUAUGACGAGGAAGUGAAAAGCUUUCUGGCGGAAAAUGGCUUUACUCACUUAUAUAACAAGCCUGUGGCCACAUUACAGGACAAGAAAUGUUUGUACGGAGCUAAAAGACCCUCUCCUUAUCAGACAAUGAAAGAAUUUCUUCGAUAUGAAUAGACAAGUCGGUUGUAGCUUUGAAGAUGAAAAGAGGUAUAGGAAUGAAAAAUAAAACAUAUGACUUGAUCUGGUUUGAUUUGCUUCGAUACACCAUAUCUCGACUACAAGCCAGAAAAAAUGUUACAUGAAUCUCGCUUUAAAAUGUGAAAAGACUUAUAGCCAUGAAACGUCUAAGUUUUAAUUCGAUUAGGUUUGAUUAACUCCAUCACUGAGAGCCAUCAAGAAAAUUCUGCUUUUAAGUGUUGUAACCGUUGAAGACGAAAAGAGGAAUGGGCAAGCUUUAUCGCAUCUACGAUCAUAGGUGUUAUAAAAAAUCUCGAUUAGAUAGAAGAUGAAUAGAGAUGGACUAAAUAAACUAUGAUUUCAAUAAUUUGUUGUUAAUUUA
Stylophora pistillata is the source of this 1065-nucleotide messenger RNA. RefSeq lists its product as uncharacterized. The record is from RefSeq and is a predicted model, not a curated record. NCBI's taxonomy places the organism in Eukaryota, Metazoa, Cnidaria, Anthozoa, Scleractinia, Pocilloporidae.